Phyllopteryx taeniolatus (common seadragon) is the source of this 1630-nucleotide messenger RNA. RefSeq lists its product as uncharacterized. The coding region runs from base 502 to 1455 and encodes 317 amino acids. Lineage: Eukaryota; Metazoa; Chordata; Actinopteri; Syngnathiformes; Syngnathidae. The transcript is spliced from 4 exons. The record is from RefSeq and is a predicted model, not a curated record. Gene Ontology annotation, biological process: lipid metabolic process. Gene Ontology annotation, molecular function: phosphoric diester hydrolase activity.
UUUCUAAUAAAUUCUUUAAAAAUCAGACAAUGUGAUUUUCUGGAUUUUUUUUUCCUCAUAGGUGAGGUAUACCUAUGAUGAAAAUUACAGCCCUCUCUCAUCUUUUUAAGUGAGAGAACUUGCACAAUUGGUGGCUGACUAAAUACUUUUUUGCCCCACUGUAGUUGGUGUUCUGAUGGGACAAGCUGAAUGUCGCAACAAACACAAACUGUGACGCUGAAGAAACCUAUCAAAUGAGAACAAACAUCGACUGAAUACCCAAACCCAGCGCGUGAUGAUUAGGACACGUGCGCGCGCACCCACGCACGCACGCACAAACACACACACACACACACAGACCCCUCGCCUCACUAUAGAGCUCAGCUGCUCAGCUAUGCUAUUUCCCACAAUAACAUCUUGUGGCUGUGUCCACUUGGUCGGCCGGGCUGAAGCGAGGUUGAGCACCUCUCCUGCUUUUAGUUCGUCAACUGUAGGAUAAGCUUGUCAUCAGCACUUGGAACCAUGUGGUGCAAAUUCAUCAAGCUCCUACUCCUUCUGGGCAUCUGCGAUUUGGGCUGGGGUGCCAUCCAGAGACCAGACUACGACGACACGGCCACGCCGGUGUUCCUCAACCCGUCCUGGAUGGCGAACAUCCCUGACGAGCGGCCCCUGUCCGAGAUCACCAUGCCGGGGACCCAUAACACCAUGGCGCUGCACGGCGGGGUCUACGCCGAGUGCCAGACGUGGAGCCUGGCGUCACAGCUGCGUGCCGGCGUCCGCUUCCUGGAUGUGCGCGUGCGCCACGUGGAGGGCAACCUCACCAUCCACCACGGGCUGGUCUACCAGCACGCCCACUUCGGCCACGUGCUGGAGGGUGUGCAAGACUUCUUGGCAAGUUACCCGAGCGAGACGGUGCUGAUGCGCAUCAAGGAGGAGCUGAGCGAGACCGACAAUAUUUACGGGGCAGUGGUGGAGCACGUAUGGCGCUACGCCCGCUGGGAGAUGUUGUGGCACAGCCGCCUGGUGCCCACCAUGGGCCAGGCGCGAGGUAAGCUCGUCAUCCUGCAGGACUUUCUCGGGCCGGACUUAGGGAUGCGCUAUGCCUCCAUGGACAUCGCUGACGACUGGAAGGUUCCCACACUUCUGCACGUGGAGGAGAAGUGGCAGAGCGUCUACAAGCACCUGGAGGCGGCGCCCACGGGGAACAAGGACCAGAUCUUCCUCACCUACAGCAGCGGGACCGGCGUCUUUGCCGUGCCGAGAGCUGUGGCACAACGUGUCAAUCCUCAGCUGUACAACUACCUGAAGGCCAAGACCGACCUGAACCAGCGCUUUGGGAUAAUAUGCAUGGACUUCCCAGCUGCUCCCCUGAUUCAAACCAUCAUUGAUUUCCAGCUAAAGGCAGGAGUGGGCAAGCUACCUUCGAUGCGGCUGGAAUUAUUUUUUCAUUUAAAAAAGUCACCAAAUGUCCCCUGAUUGGAAAAAGGUUCCCCAUCUUGUUUUAAUCAACAUUGACUUCAACAAGUCUCUUCUUGCUCCCUUAAUCAUUAAUUCUACAGUGAUCAUCGUAGACUUUAAUUCUCAAAACAAAAACCAUUAACAUUCGGAACUAUAUUUGUGUUUUGAGCCAAUAAAGCCAUACACAAAUGCA